Molecule: messenger RNA, 1126 nt
Organism: Neltuma alba
Lineage: Eukaryota; Viridiplantae; Streptophyta; Magnoliopsida; Fabales; Fabaceae
Product: single-stranded DNA-binding protein WHY2, mitochondrial
Exons: 8
Coding region: 144-815 (223 amino acids)
Biological process (GO): regulation of DNA-templated transcription; defense response
Molecular function (GO): single-stranded DNA binding
Source: RefSeq, a predicted model, not a curated record
GAUGAUAUGAUAACGAACGUUGUGGGCAUUGUUCUCAGUAGACAGUGCUUCGUCAAGAAAUUCUAUGUAAAAGGUCAACUUUGUCCUUUCAAAUGAUAAGAUACAUUUUGGUUUUGUAAAUACUCCAUCGAGUAUCAGAGACAAUGUUAUCUCAGAAAGCUGAUCUCAGAGACAGUUUAUGGCUUCUGUGUGGUUCUACUACCCAUUCAGCUGGCAUUUCUACGGCAACAAAUGAUUAUUCCGCUAAAGGAUAUACUCCAAGUCAAAUAUAUGUUCCAUAUUCCGUUUUCAAAGGCAAAGCUGCACUCUCUCUGAGUCCCCGACUUCCAACUUUCACUAAGCUGGAUUCUGGGGCCGUUGUAAUUGAUCGCUGUGGUUCAAUGAUGAUGACUUUUGUACCCGCUCUUGGUGAGCGCAAAUAUGAUUGGGAGAAGAAACAGAGAUUUGCUCUCUCAGCGACGGAGGUUGGUUCUUUGAUAAGCAUGGGCCCCACAGAUUCCUGUGAAUUCUUUCAUGACCCUGCAAUGUUAUCAAGUAAUGCUGGUCAGGUCAGGAAGAGCUUAUCAAUUAAGCCACACGCAGACAGCUCUUGCUACUUUAUGUCUUUGUCUGUUGUCAACAACAUUUUAAAAACCAAAGAAUACUUGUCUGUUCCCGUCACAACUGCUGAGUUUGCUGUGAUGAAGACUGCUUGCAGCUUUGCAUUGCCGCACAUUAUGGGUUGGGAUCGUCUGACUCAUGAUCAGUCCAGAGGCAAGCAUGAUCAUCAAUCAAAGGUGGACCCACAAGUUCUAGACUUGGAGUGGGCAAAAUGAAUUACAAAAUGAAGUGUAUCCUCCUUUAUAUGGUUUUGAUUUUGAAGAUCGGGUUGCUUGCCUCAGGUUCUGGCUUUCUGUCACGGGUGAAAUGGAAUGGUAUGAUAAGGCAAUCAAAUGUCAAAGCCCAUGACCAACAAUCUUAACUUGUUUAAUUUUGUUUACCUGAUUUGUGAAGAAUAUUGAGACAAGAAUUUCAAUUUAUCUUCUCAUAGCGUAUUUUCUUGUGUGAGUGGACGAUUAUCAUGGUUUUGUUGACCUUGGUGCGAUCACUUGUCCUCGUGUGAAUAUAAAGCAUUGCGUAUUCUUUU